Messenger RNA from Vitis vinifera (wine grape), 498 nucleotides. RefSeq names its product pistil-specific extensin-like protein. The record is from RefSeq and is a predicted model, not a curated record. The coding region runs from base 1 to 498 and encodes 165 amino acids. NCBI's taxonomy places the organism in Eukaryota, Viridiplantae, Streptophyta, Magnoliopsida, Vitales, Vitaceae. The transcript has a single exon.
AUGGCGCGAACAAGAGGGGCUAAGUCUUCCUCUCCUUCAAGACGCAAGAAAAGCCUGCGAAAGGAACCAGUUCCAGAUCCCGCUUCUGAGCCUUCGCAGCCAAGAGCAAUUCCUCCUCCGGUGAAGCCCGCGCCGCCAAAGCCGCCGGCAAGACGUUACCUUACCAGGUCAGGGGGUCGGCCACUGCAAAAGAGACCCAGGGUUGAAAGCUCAGAACCCAUUGACUUGACUGAGCAACCUUCAGAGCCCUCGCCGGUUCCAACUCCAGUUCCCUCGCCGAUUCCCUCGCUAAUUCAGCCUCUGGUGCCAUCUCCGGCGCCGCAAGCAGAACCACAGGAGCCUCAGCCGCCACUUCCCGAGCCCCAAAGUCCAUUUGAAAUAGCUCCGGAAGAAGUAAUCAGGCGGCCAAUGCUAACUCAGCCCCCAAUUGAGGGAAAUUUGGACUAUAGAGCGCGACCAUUCCAUUCCGAGCUAUGCUUUGACAUAGCCGCAUUCUGA